This is a messenger RNA of Dioscorea cayenensis subsp. rotundata (Guinea yam), 1301 nucleotides long. Its product is annotated as putative clathrin assembly protein At1g33340. The transcript has 2 exons. Gene Ontology annotation, molecular function: phosphatidylinositol-4,5-bisphosphate binding; 1-phosphatidylinositol binding; SNARE binding. The record is from RefSeq and is a predicted model, not a curated record. Lineage: Eukaryota; Viridiplantae; Streptophyta; Magnoliopsida; Dioscoreales; Dioscoreaceae. Gene Ontology annotation, biological process: clathrin coat assembly; clathrin-dependent endocytosis; vesicle budding from membrane. Gene Ontology annotation, cellular component: clathrin-coated pit; clathrin-coated vesicle. Bases 201 to 1208 code for a protein of 335 amino acids.
CCCAUUUCUUUCUUCCAAAGUUUGGAUUCUAAUCUCUCUGAAUAAUCCAUUUCAAGGUCAAUCAAUAUUUGAGCAUCAACCUCUCUUUGAAUUUUCUACAUCAUUAUUUCCUUACAAAACCUUAUAUGAUUGUAUGUACAUAUAUAUUUAAAUCUCAUGCAACGUCUCAUUAUUUCUUAUAUAACUAGUUAGUAGUGGUGAUGAAGUUGAAGAGCAAGCUCAAGCAAGCUCUAGGAUCACUCAUGGAAAUCUCCGGGAGCAGCACCGAUAUUUUCUCCGGCAUUGAUGCAGCCAUUGCUCGUGGAACAGAUCGUACCGACACACCGGUGGAUGAUAAAUAUGUGCAUGAGAUCCUCUUCUUGGUCUCGAAUUCUCCCGGUUCCAUCACCUUCUUAGCUAGACGUAUCACUCGCCGUCUCGAGACAGCCACCGAUGUUAUCCUAGCAUUGAAAACACUUCUUCUGCUUCACCGCUUGCUCCGUGGAGGCGACCGAUACUUCGAGCAAGACUUACGCAGUCUUUGGUACUCCGGCGAGCUUCGAAUUGAUUUAGGAUGGUCAUGUAACGAUUGUAAUCGCUUGAGCUCCUUCAUCAUCAGCUACUCAGAGUUGCUCAAAGAAAGGGUUCAAUGGAUUAUAAACCAGUCAGGUAAGCUUGAGCCAGUGAGACCAUUAGGUUUAGAGAUUCAAUCAUGUGAAGAGAACGCAAUAGAGUUGGUGUUGCAUAGGUUGUCUAAGUGCCAAGCUUUUCUUGAUCUAACAAUGGAGUGUUUACCUUCAAAGAUUUGGCAUUCAAGUAGAGUGACACAAGUCGCCAUGAACAUCAUCCUGAGAGAGUUUUUCGGUGUAUGUGUGCUUUUUCUUGAUGAAUAUUAUAAGAGUUUGAGAACAAGUAUGGUAGGAAAGAGCUUGGAUUUCCCUUCAGUGAGAGUGUUCACAGUGGAGGAUGUUUCAGCAAUGGAUAUGGCUUCAAGUGAGCAAUUAAGUCCAUUUCAUUGUAAAUUGGAGACAAAGAUAAGCACAGUGUGGGUGGAGUUUGAUGAUGAUGGUGAUUCACAGAGUUCAAGCUUGUUUUCUUUUGGAGGAUUUGAGGAUCACCUUCUCACUAGCGCUGGAGAUGAUUUGAUUACUGAUCAAGGGGAGAGUUCUACUACUACUACUAAUACCACAAUUACUAGUAGUACUAGUAAUUACAUGCAGCUGUUGUAGAUAUGUUUUUCUGAGAGCUUUGAUUUUCAUGUAUUCCUUUCUUUAAUUUCUUUGUUAUUAGUUUUCUGCUACUUUUGUUUGUUUGUUUGUGUA